Molecule: messenger RNA, 2397 nt
Organism: Cotesia congregata
Lineage: Eukaryota; Metazoa; Arthropoda; Insecta; Hymenoptera; Braconidae
Source: the annotation of a GenBank genome assembly
AUGGCGGAAGCUCAUUCAGCGGUAGCCUUCAGCUUCUCAAUAACCCACGAAGGAUGGGACGUUAAUUUCGAUCGAGAAGUUCUGCACCUAGUCUGGGAAUCUGGAUUACGGUCAUGGAAGAAAAGAUUUUUUAGAUUCACUAACAAUUUAAAGACUGGAGUUUACCCAGCGUCAUUGGAAAGCUUGUGGCUGACAAUAGGAAUAGUUGCAGCUAUCCAUUUUACUGGAUUCAAGGUUCCUUAUGAUUUAGUUGGAAAAGUUGUUCCUUAUGUGUCUGGGUCCUCGAUAUCAGCCCACCUGGUAGCGUCAAUAAUAGUAGGCUUAAUACUGUGGCUGGUAGUUAUCUACACACUCCGUUAUUGCCUGAAGUUACUCCUGAUGUACAAAGGAUGGAUGUACGAAGCCCGCGGUCCCGGUGGAAAAGUAACUCUAAGUACCAAAUUGUGGGUGAUUUUGGUUAAAUUGUUCUCAGGGUGGAACAAGCCGAUGCUUUAUAGUUUCCAAGGGUCCUUACCGCGGCUGCCGUUGCCCUCGGUUGAAGAAACUACGAAAAGGUAUUUAAGAAGCGUGAGGCCAUUACUAGACGACGAAAACUACGCCCGGAUGGAAAAACUAGCAAAAGAAUUUGAAGAAGGAAUCGCUGUAAAAUUGCAGCGUUACCUAAUACUAAAGUCGUGGUGGUCGAGUAACUACGUGUCGGAUUGGUGGGAGGAGUACGUUUAUUUGCGCGGUAGAUCACCAAUUAUGGUCAAUUCUAAUUUUUAUGGUAUUGAUGCGAUACUUAUGCAUCCAAUAGACGUACAGGCUGCACGUGCUGCUAGUAUUAUACACUUGUGUUUACAGUACAGACGUAGUAUCGAACGACAAGAAUUGGAGCCGAUUAAGUUACAGGGUCUAGUGCCUCUUUGCUCUUGGCAGUACGAGAGACUCUUUAAUACCACGAGGAUCCCCGGGAUCGAGACUGACAAGAUCGUCCACUACAAUGACGCUAAGCACGUCGUGGUUUACCACAAAGGUCGCUAUUACAAGCUGCUUAUUUACUACAAAAACAGGAUUCUGACUGCUUGCGAAAUCGAGCAGCAGAUUAACUACAUCAUGAGUCACGACUCUGCGCCAGUUAAUGGAGAGGAAAAAUUAGCCGCUCUUACUGCUGCCAAUCGUACUACUUGGGCUAAAGCUAGAGAGGAAUAUUUUUCUAAGGGUACUAACAAAUUGUCCCUGGAUUUAAUUGAAAAAUCUGCGUUUGUUGUUGCGCUUGAUGAUUUUCCUUAUGAAUUUGAUCCCAAACGGCCAGAAAAAUUAGACCAGUAUGGAAGAAUUUUAUUACACGGUAAAGGAUACGACAGGUGGUUUGAUAAAUCAUUUACUCUUUGCAUUGGUACUAAUGGUCGCAUUGGAUUCAAUGCCGAGCACUCUUGGGCUGACGCUGCAGUGAUGUCUCAUUUAUGGGAGCACAUAGUAGCUGAAGAAGCUGAUGGGAGCAUGGCCGAUGCUCCUGUGAUGGGUGCUAUGUGGGAAUACGUUAUUGGCAGUGACGUAUUUGAAGAUGGAUACAAAGACGGACAUUGCGCGGGUACACCAGAAUUUUCAUUGACUCCUACGCGAUUGCAGUGGGAUCUUACUUCAGAAUGUAUUGAUGAAAUAAAUCGUGCUGCAGAGGAUGCGCAUAAAUUAUUAAACGACGUAGAUUUGCGUAUUUACGUCCAUGAUAACUACGGAAAAGGAUUUAUGAAGACUUGUUCAAUGUCUCCGGAUGCGUACAUUCAAAUGGCACUACAAUUAGCAUACUACCGGGACGCUGGUAAAUUUAGUUUGACUUACGAAGCCUCAAUGACGCGGUUGUUCAGAGAAGGAAGAACAGAAACAGUCCGGCCCUGCACCAUCGAGUCCGCUAAUUGGGUCAAGUCAAUGGAGAACGAAUCCGCGAGCAUCGCGGAGAGACACGAAUUGCUGAAGGCAGCUGCGCUGCAGCACCAACGUGGCUACCAGGAAGCUAUGUGCGGCAAAGGAAUCGACAGACACUUGUUCUGUCUGUAUGUUGUCUCUAAGUACCUGGAGGUCGACUCGCCCUUCUUGAAAGAAGUCCUCAGUGAACCCUGGAAGCUAUCCACCUCUCAAACUCCCCACGGACAGACUCCUAAGCUGGACUUGAAGAAAUUCCCUAAGUGUAUUUCUGCAGGAGGCGGAUUUGGUCCAGUUGCUGAUGAUGGUUAUGGCGUUUCUUAUAUUAUUGCUGGUGAAGAUCUUAUAUUUCUUCAUAUUUCCAGCAAAACUAGUUCACCAGCUACAGAUUCAUCAAGAUUUGCAAGACACAUAGAAAAAGCAUUAGCUGACAUGAAGGAUCUCAUGGUGUCUGUCAAGAAAAUAAAUCAUCAAAAAAACGGAUCAGUUAAUUAA